Molecule: messenger RNA, 1104 nt
Organism: Cladophialophora yegresii CBS 114405
Lineage: Eukaryota; Fungi; Ascomycota; Eurotiomycetes; Chaetothyriales; Herpotrichiellaceae
Exons: 2
Coding region: 1-1104 (367 amino acids)
Source: RefSeq, a predicted model, not a curated record
AUGACGUACAUUGCGCCCCAGAUCGCGACCGACGCCCAGCAAGUCGACCCGAACGGCCAACCCCCCGCCGCGGCGGGCAAGCACCACUACAUCGAGGCCGAGAAGGCGCGGUUCCGCACGGACCGGCAAUUCCACCUGCAAUACCGCAAAGGACUGGAAUCGGCGCUCACGGCGGCGUUUCCCCUGUUUCUCAGAGGAACCAAGCAGAACGUGCAGGCAAAGGAGAUGAUGCAGGCGAGCAUGCGCGCCAAGCUGGGUCCGGGGCACGACGAGUUGGCGAAGCGCUUCAUCCCGGAAUGGUCGCCUGGGUGUCGCAGGUUGACGCCGGGCGAGGGAUACCUCGAGACGUUGACCCUGGAGCACGUGAGCGUGGUGCAUGAUGAGAUUGUGCGGUUCACCGAGACGGGCCUGGUGACGGCAUCUGGGCAGGAGUUCGAGUUCGACAUCAUCGCGUGUGCUACGGGGUUCAAUAUCGCGUAUACGCCGCACUUUCGGAUAACGGGCGUCGAGGGCGCCGUCAUGCAGGACGAAUGGAAGGAGACGCCAAACAUCUAUCUGAGUAUCGCGGCGCCGAAGUUCCCCAAUUACUUUGUCGUGAAUGGGCCGACGGGGAAUUGGGGCCAAGGGUGUGCGCUUCCUUCGCACGAGGUCCAACUCGAGUACGCUCUGCAGUGCUGUCGGAAGAUGCAAGAAGAUGGCAUCCGCGCCAUGGAACCUCGACAAGACCCGACCACCCAGAUCAACGAGCAUCUCGAUGCCUGGCACAAAAAGUACAGCGUGUGGGCCGAGGAGUGUCGGUCGUGGUACAAGGACAACAAGCCCCACGGCCGAGUGUACAUCUGGCCCGGCAGCCUGCUGCAUCAUAUGAAGGCGCUGAAGACGCCACGCUACGAACAUUAUGACCUGCGGUACCAUCAUGACAACGUCUGGGCGUUCCUGGGGAACGGAAGGACAGAUCUGGAGAUGGAGUUCGAAAAUGGCAAGCAGGUCGAUUUGGCGCCGUAUAUCCGCGACGAGGAUGUGCCUUGGAGUUUGGACCUUCCGGAGAACCUGCCGCUGCGGGAAGAAACAACGAAGGGUACUGCACCGUCGUUGGGACUCUGA